This is a messenger RNA of Solanum verrucosum, 808 nucleotides long. RefSeq names its product pectinesterase inhibitor 10-like. NCBI's taxonomy places the organism in Eukaryota, Viridiplantae, Streptophyta, Magnoliopsida, Solanales, Solanaceae. Bases 1 to 519 code for a protein of 172 amino acids. The record is from RefSeq and is a predicted model, not a curated record. The transcript has a single exon.
AUGAAGAUGAUCCAAGGAAAAGUUUCAACUUUGUUACUCCUAAUUAUAAUUUACGUUGGAGGAUCAAAUAGCCAAUUUGCAACUUGGCCCGGCCCUGCUGUCCCUCGUCCACUUUGUCUCUCUCAAUUUUCACUUGUGAACAAUGCAUGUCAAUUUUUGCCACUUACUCCUUUGCCUCCACCAGGACCUGCACCCGCACCUCGCCCAUUACCCACGUUCUCUCCAGCACCUGGUCCUGCACCCGCACCUGGCCUAGUACCCACGUUCUCUCCAGCACCUGCACCUCCUACGAGUCUUGGGUAUACACAAACUCCAGCAGAAGAGGAAUGCUGUAGGUGGAUGAAAGCUGUCGAUAGCAAAUGUGUCUGCUCUCUAUUGGCUCAUUUGCCUACUUUCCUUGCCAGGCCAAUCCAUCAGUAUACUACUUUGGCUCAUGCAACUUGCAGUGUAACUUUCACCUGUGGUUCCUCCGCAAGGUACCAAGAGAAUGAUCAUCAGAAGCCACCACACUCUCCAUAAGUACCGAUUAUCUUUAAUUAAAACGCACGCUAUAUAUAGUACAUGUGGCAUGGAGUUUGACGGACUCCUAUAUAUUAAUUACCUACUUUAUUUACAAUAAGUAAAGAUUUUUAGGAGGGGAUAUGGGCCUUUACCUCCUAAAAAUUUAAAUGUACGUAGUAUGUAUGACUCAUUGUAUUACGUUUGGUGGUUAUAUAAGUAUUGUAUGUCAUCAUUUGAAUAUUUUAAGUUAUUCUGUUACUUCAAGCAACAAUCUUAAUCAAUAUUAGCUGCAAAAUGUGCCCAAGAA